AUGAGGCGCUACCUAACGGCACCCCAUGGGAACUGUAGCUAUUACUUGGACACUGAUAAUGGCAAUCCGUUUGACGCUAUAUCACAUAUGAAUUGUAUGCGAAGGUGUAGGCGCUUAUGGGGCGGACCUAAGGAAAAGUGUAGCAUAUAUUUUAUGGACAGAUAUCUAGAUGAGUUAGACUUUGAGGCAAAUUUCACUCAUAAUGACUGCUAUAAUAAACCUAUAGAUCGUCUCGAAGAUAGGACUCCAUUUCGACUCCUGAACAGCGAUACAAUCAUUGGGACUGAGUUUUGGCAUAAUUUAGAUACCGAUCACUGGUUCGCAGAGAAGUCACUCGUUUGGGACUCCACUCAACCCAUGUAUGUCUAUCGGGAGGAACCGGUGAUGUCUCUCAUAGACUAUAUGGUGUUUAUGGGCGGACUGUUUGGCCUAUGGUUUGGAACUAAUGGCAAAGACUUUGUUAUUUGGAUAAUUGAAAGUCGAUUCUGGCUGAAACUACCAGUGCUUCAACUCAUACCAUACCACUUGACUCUAAUAUAGUCGCCGAUUCUGAUGAUACAAACC
Oppiella nova is the source of this 564-nucleotide messenger RNA. The record is from the annotation of a GenBank genome assembly. Lineage: Eukaryota; Metazoa; Arthropoda; Arachnida; Sarcoptiformes; Oppiidae.